Messenger RNA from Owenia fusiformis, 1695 nucleotides. NCBI's taxonomy places the organism in Eukaryota, Metazoa, Annelida, Polychaeta, Sabellida, Oweniidae. The record is from the annotation of a GenBank genome assembly.
AUGACGAUAAAUCGUGUAGUAUCAGUAUUUUCGAUAGCAGUGCAUAUAGGUCUGUUACUUGUUUAUUUAGUUGUAACAUGUUACGGUAACGUACUCCCAUAUGCGGCUGGAAGGCAAAUUUCGAAACGAGUGAUAAAUGGUCAAGCAACAGGUAACGGUGAACACCCAUGGCUAGUCAGACUCUCGGAGGGAAACCGACAUAUUUGUGGAGGUACACUAAUAAACGAGUGCUAUAGCCUUACAGCUGCACAUUGCUUGAAAUUAUUUAAUCCUAACAAGGUGACACUCGGUGACCACUCGAGGGCUAAUGCCGAGGCAGGUGAAAACAUAUACACGAAGGGUGACCCAGCAGAGGGGCAACAAACGUGGAAGGACAAACCUCACCCUGAUGCAAAUGCAGCCAACAGCUAUAUGCCAGAUAUAGCUCUGAUAAAGCUUGAUCCUUGCAUUACUGAAACGCCGAAGAUCAAACCUAUCUGCCUAGCAUCUAAACAGCCAAAGCCUGAAUGUGAAGUGACUGUUUACGGAUGGGGUAGCAAAGAUGCCACAAAGCCGAAUGAAAUAGAAGAUAAACCACUGAAGAGAACUGAAAAGAUAGAAGAAUGUAAUGCAGAAGGUGGUAUGUGUAUAACCAUCGAACCUAUGACAGCAUUCCACGGUGAUUCCGGCGGUCCUCUUAUAGGCAAAGGGAAAGAUGGAAAAGACUGUCAGGUUGGAAUAGUGCGUGGUAGAAAACCUGGAGAGGCAGAUCUUUUCAUGGACGUUUCUAAAUAUUUGGAUUGGAUUAAAAAGCAGAUAAAAGAUGACCCAUGUCCAUGUGAUAACCCAACUGAACCAAAAAACUGUGAAAUUGUGAAACCUGACGAAGAUGACACUGAUGGUGGUUCUGGUGACGGUUCAGGCGAUGGUUCAAAUGAUGAUAAUGGCUCUAACAAGAAAUGCCCACGUCCCGAGAAGCCACAAAAUGGAAAGGCAAAAUUCAAAAAGCUUACUCCCGGGAGUACUGUCAAAUACUUUUGCAAGAAAGGGUUCAAAUUGGUCGGACAGGCGAAGCAAAAAUGUGAAAAUGGACGAUGGUCUGGAUAUACACCUGUUUGCAAUAGGAUUAAGCGACGCGUUUUUUGCCCCGAUAUUGUGCUUAGUCCCAACAUCUUCAUCAAAUCAGGCCAACUGACCAAUAAUCGGGCAGGAGCUCGGGUCACAUUUGAAUGCAACCAUGGAUACAAAAUGGCAGGACGGAAAGUGAGGCCAAGAAUCACCUGCUCAAGACGCCUGAAAUGGAGUGGACGGGUCCCUAGAUGUAUCCUGUCACUUCAGCCUGGUUUAACCACUAAACGAUUCAAUAGAACAACAAAACCAGAGGACAAGACAACAAAAAAUACAACUCGAUCAAAUUCGUAUACAACAAGGGUAGACGAGACAACAACAUCGUAUACAGCAAGGGAAGACAAGACGUUGUCGUAUCCAACAAUGGAAGACGGGACAUCAUCGUAUACAGCAAUGGAAGACGAGACAUCAUCGUAUACAACAAUGGAAGACGGGACACCAUCGUACACAGCAAUGGAAGACGAGACGUCAUCGUAUACGACAAGGGAAGAUGAGACGUCAUCGUAUACGACAGGGGAAGGCGAGACAACAAUUCGAACAACUCCUCCUUACAUGUCUUUUCCCGCGGGCCCUUCACUGAUUAAAUAA